Messenger RNA from Nerophis lumbriciformis (worm pipefish), 7623 nucleotides. Its product is annotated as microtubule-associated serine/threonine-protein kinase 3. Gene Ontology annotation, molecular function: protein serine/threonine kinase activity; magnesium ion binding; protein binding. NCBI's taxonomy places the organism in Eukaryota, Metazoa, Chordata, Actinopteri, Syngnathiformes, Syngnathidae. Gene Ontology annotation, biological process: peptidyl-serine phosphorylation; intracellular signal transduction. The record is from RefSeq and is a predicted model, not a curated record.
CUUGAACGCAACACCAGACACCAGGUUCCUCACACGUCUGCGUGUUGUUACCCCGCCGCGGUGUGCUCGGCGCGACCCAACUAAUACACCGUCAUGGGGAAGAUGUUUCGGGGACGACACCCCGGUCUGACAACGGACUGGAGCAUAUAAGGCAACGUCGAAACCGUUUUAGUUCGGUCUGCACGCACACACACACACGCACACACGGCAGAGUCGGACUCGCCGUUGGACACAAAAGGACCCGCCGAGAGAGAACAACGAUGGUGGGGAGACCAGCAGCAGAGCAGCUCCACUUGAUUGUUGAUCCCAAAUAACUUUUUAAGGUUAUGAAAGAAAAGCCUCCGGUAUGUCGGACCCAAGUCAGCCGACUCUGAGCAAGUCUUAUUUUGUUCCUGGAGCCUUGCUGAAGCGCUCAAAAAGCUGUCGCAGCAGCAACAAGAAGAGUCUCUGUGUUGGAACGCCAUCACCCACGCUGUCUCGGCCCCUCUCCCCACUUUCAGUCCACACAGCAGCAAGCAGCCCUCUGGACAGUCCUCGAAAUGUGUCGACUAGUGCCUGCCUCAACUUUCCAUUUGCACGAAGUCACUUGGCUCGUGCGGACAGAGCUGAGGGACGAAGAUGGUCCCUGGCGUCCCUCCCAUCGUCGGGCUACGGAACCAAUCCGCCGAGCUCCACAGUUUCAUCCUCCUCCUCCUCCCAAGAGCGCCUUCAUCAGCUUCCUUACCAGCCAACACAAGAUGAGCUGCACUUCCUUUUCAAGCACUUCCGCAGCACUGACAGUAUCACCGACGAAGAUGGGCGGCCCACGACCGUCAUACGACCUCGCUCUCGGAGCCUCAGCCCCGGGCGAUCAAACGUCUCCUUUGACAAUGAGAUAGUCAUGAUGAACCAUGUUUACAGAGAGCGAUUUCCAAGGGCCACAGCCCAGAUGGAGGAGAGAUUGUUGGAAAUUGUCACCCACUGUUCUCCAGACAGCUCCCUCCCGCUGGCCGACGGGGUGCUGGGCUUCAUCCAGCACCAGUUGGUCGAGCUGGUCCGUGACUGCUUGGAGAAGUCCCAGAAAGGCCUGGUUACAUCCCGCUACUUCGCUGAACUGCAGGAGAAGUUGGAGAAGCUGCUUCACGAGGCCUAUGAACGCUCGGAAAGUGAGGAGGUGACCGUCAUCAUCCAGCUGGUGAGGAAGAUCCUCAUCAUAAUCUCUCGACCCGCUCGCCUUCUCGAGUGUCUGGAGUUUGACCCGGAAGAAUUCUACCACCUGCUUGAGGCGGCAGAGGGUCACGCCAAAGUCGGCCAGGGAAUCAAAUCGGACAUCCCUCGAUACAUCAUAAGCCAGCUGGGUCUGACACGAGACCCUUUAGAGGACAUGGUGCACCUGGAACAGUUCGAGUACAGUCCCUCGGUGUCCACUGAGCCCGAUGCCGAGAACAAAACGCCGCAGGUGGUGACCCCAACACGACGGAAGCCUUUUGAGAGCGAUUUUGAAACCAUUAAACUCAUCAGUAAUGGAGCCUAUGGUGCCGUGUAUCUGGUCCGCCACAAGGAGACCCGCCAGCGGUUUGCCAUGAAGAAGAUAAACCGUCAGAACCUGGUCCUGAGGAACCAAAUCCAGCAGGCGUUUGUGGAGCGAGACAUCUUGACUUUUGCAGAGAACCCCUUUGUUGUGUCCAUGUUCUGCUCUUUCGAGACGCGACGUCACCUCUGCAUGGUCAUGGAGUAUGUGGAGGGUGGAGAUUGUGCCAACUUGUUGAAGAACAUGGGUCCCCUGCCUGUCGAAAUGACAAGGAUGUACUUUGCAGAAACUGUCCUGGCCCUGGAGUACCUCCACAAUUAUGGCAUAGUGCACCGAGAUCUCAAACCUGACAAUUUGCUGAUCACAUCCUUGGGUCACAUCAAGCUAACAGACUUUGGCCUGUCAAAAAUUGGCCUGAUGAACAUGACCACCAACCUCUAUGAGGGUCACAUAGAGAAAGACACCAGGGAGUUUGUUGACAAACAGGUGUGUGGCACUCCAGAGUACAUCGCCCCAGAGGUGAUUCUCAGGCAGGGAUAUGGAAAGCCCGUAGACUGGUGGGCCAUGGGGAUCAUCCUCUACGAGUUCUUGGUCGGAUGUGUUCCGUUUUUUGGUGACACUCCAGAGGAGCUUUUUGGCCAAGUUGUCAGUGAUGAAAUAAUUUGGCCAAAAGGAGACGAUGCCCUACCAACUGAUGCUGAGGACAUGAUUACCCAUCUGCUAAGGCAAAGCCCUCUGGAAAGACUGGGAACUGGCGGCGCCUCAGAGGUCAAACAACACGCCUUCUUUGCGGCUUUGGACUGGAAUGGCCUAUUACGACAGAAAGCCGAAUUUAUUCCUCAGCUAGAUGCAGAGGACGAUACGAGCUAUUUUGACACUCGAUCAGAGCGGUAUCAUCAUAUGGCAUCGGAUGAGGAUGAAGAAACCAACGAUGAAGAGUCUUCCCUGGAAAUUAGGCAGUUUUCUUCCUGGUCGCAUCGUUUCAGCAAGGUUUACAGCAGCACAGAACAUCUGGCCACACCUUCCAACCUGAGCUUCUCCUCUGACCGCAGUCACAGCGAGGAAAAAGAGGACCGCGGAGAGGUUGGAGCGCUCAGCCCCUUUGCGGGCCUAGCAGAGGGCAUCCUGGAGCCCAGACUACCAGGACGCAUGGCCAGCCUUUGCCCCCGACUGUCACCCAGCUCUUCCCAGUCUGAGAGGAGCAGCAGCCCUCUGGUGAUGAGCAGCACCCACAGCCUGGAGAUGAUGCCCCGCUUUGCCGUCUCUACGGACGACGAGGCUGAGGUGGUUGUUUCCAAACUCCGGAGAAUCAGGAUACGCAGUAACAGCACCGGGGCCAAACACUCCUCCCCCAAAGAGCCAGCUGGCCCACGACGUUUUGGUAACCAGCUGGAGACACCAGACAGACAGAGGCUUCCCUGUGGGGGAAAGGUUCCCAAGUCUGCCUCUGUCUCAGCUCUGUCUCUUAUCAUUACCACAGAUGACUUCCCUGGUGGACUCCAGCCCAGUCCCAUCUCUCCGCGGUCACUGUCCUCCAACCCCUCCUCGCGUGACUCCUCCCCCAGCCGUGACCUGUCACUCAGUCCCGGUAGCGUCAAGCCGCCCAUAAUCAUUCACACUUCUGGCAAGAAAUACGGCUUCACCGUGCAGGCUAUCUGCGUCUACAUGGGCGACAGCGACGUCUACACGGUGCAUCACAUGGUGUCGAGCGUGGAUGAAGGCAGCCCCGCCUACCAGGCAGGUCUUCGAACCGGAGACCUCAUCACUCAUGUGAACGGAGAGUCCGUCCAAGGCUUGGUUCACACCGAGAUGAUUGAGCUCCUGUUGAAGAGUGGCAGCAAGGCGGCGUUACAGACCAUCGCUCUGGAGAACACGUCCAUCAAAGUUGGUCCGGCUCGAAAGACCAAACACAGAGGCAAGAUGGCUCGCCGCAGCAAGAGAAGCAGGAGGAGAGAUAACUAUGAUAGGAGACGCAGCAUCUUGAAGAAGUUAUCCAAGCACAGCACAGUGAUUCACAGCAGUCGCAGCUUCUCGUCAGGUCUCCACCAUUCCGUUUCCUCCAGCGAGAGUCUUCCAGGAUCGCCCACACACAGCCUCUCUCCCGGCCCCUCCACCCCCUGCCGAAGCCCCGCUCCAGACCACCAGGCCUUUGACAAUAACUCUCCCCAGAGUACGUCUCCUUGCUCCAGUUCCCCCAGUUCCCCAGCAGCACACAUCAGGCCCAGCUCCCUGCACGGUUUGGGAUCCAAGCUCAGCAGUCAGCUCUACACCAAGGUCAGCCGCCGCAAGUCAACCAGCAGCAUCCCGCCCUCGCCUCUCGCCUGCUCCUCCUCGUCCGCACAGCCGCUUUCCCCCCAGCGCUCGCCCUCGCCGUUGCCGGGCUUCGCCAAAACGCUGCACUCCUACCACGGCAAGACCCUGUCUCCGCCGACUAUAGUGCGACACAUGGGGGUGCGGCCUCGCAGCGCGGAACCUCCCCGAUCGCCGCUCCUCAAGAGAGUCCAGUCGGCCGAGAAACUGUCUGGGAUGUACCACGCUGACAAGAAGUCUUACGCCCCCCGCAGGCACACCCUGGAAGUGCCGUAUUACGCCGAGGGGGAGCUGCUUGACUCGGAAGCCGAGGGGGUCGUCUCGGGUUCCCACCUGGGGGUUGACCACAGCCGGCUGGGCGGCUACUUGGGCGCCCAGAGGCUGUGGGACUCCGGAUCCGAGCAGCUGGUGGUGAUGCGGAAGCUCAACCUCUCGGAGCGUCGCGACUCCUUCAAAAAGCAGGAGGCGGUGCAGGAGGUGAGCUUUGACGAGCCAGAGGAGAAAAGCGGCGCGACGCCGGCGGGCCCGGGGACUCAAACGCAAGCCCGGCAGCAGCUGCAGCACAGGACGACGUUACUCGCCGAGGCCCGAGCCCAAAGCGGCGAGGAGGUGGAGCUGCUGGUGCCCACGGUCAGGAGGUUCACGCUGGUGCCGCAGAUCGCCGUGCAGGGAUCGACGGAGAGCGAGGAGCAGGACGAGUGGGAGCCGUGCUCAGACGGGGAGGAGUCGCAGCAGGAGAUCACCGUCACUUCAUCUCAGCAGCAGCAGGGGAGGCAGGAGGCGGAGCUCCUUCACAAUAAGAGCUUGAGUCAGGAGGAAACCACGUCAGCGGAGAAAAAGUGACACAGCGAGGUGGAAAACUUUAACUUGAAUUUUGUAUUGUAAAUAUUGGCUUUGUGGAGCUGCUGCUCGUAUUUAUUACACUCGUAAAGCAUGACGCGCUACGUGGAAAGGAGGCAAGUUCUCAUCGGUUGAACUCUUUUUGUAUCCAUUACAUGUGCUUUUUUUAAUAAAUGUCUAUUUUUAAACAAAUUGCCGUGACACAAAGUAGUUCGAUAAUGCUAGGAAAUAUUAUUACUGGACCAAAAUCUUCUAUUUUUUUUUUACCCCCAGCUUUCAUUAAUAAUGACGUCUACACCAUUAAUAUGUACAUCUACACUUCACCUUUUGAUGCUUCAAAGCACAACAUAACCACACAGGCUGCACAAUAUUACAAAAACAAUCUUUUGUGAAAUAAUAUUUUGUUAAUGGUGUUCUUUGCCGUGUGGAUUCUAACAUGUUUUUAUGUGCAUCAGUGGUUCUCAAACUUUUUUCCACCAAGUACCACCUCAGAAAACACUUUAAAAACAACAGUAGCAAAGUAGGCCUAAGUAUUUAUUUAAAAAAAAUAUAAGGCAGAGGUUUUAUUUAACAAGUAUAUUUUAAAAAAGUAUUGCUUAUAGUCUUCCAUUGAAGGCUGAUAAACUUUUGAUAACGGCCCCAAUCACGUCAUCGCAAUAUUGAAUUAAGUGAUUCUUUGUUGUACCACUAGAUGGAGCCCACGUACCAGUAGUGGUACAUGUACCACAGUUUGAGAAUCCCUGAAUGGCAAUCAAUAAUCUGUAUUAAGCAAAUUUGAUCAGAAGCAGCCAAAAUGAUCCAUGUCUUCUUUUGCAACCUGCUUUUUGUGUGUUUAUUCACACAAGCGUGUGUGUGUGUGUGUGUGUGUGCGUGUUUCCACUACCAUUAGCAGUGUAGUGAUGUUUACAACAGUGCGAUGCGGGCGUUCAUUUUGUACCUUGACCUGAAUGUUGAUGGCAAAUUGAACAAAGGUGUGUGUUGUACAAAUGUAUAUUUUCGCAAGGAAGUGUGUGUGCGAUGCACAAGGACUAAAGUAGCACAAGAAAAGAUUUCUGUUGUUGCCGUUUAAUAUGGGGAUGCAGCUCCAGUACAGUAAUGUACAGUAAGUCCUCGUUUUAUCGAUUCAAGUACUCUCACCAAAGCAUUUUAGGAGCUCUGCUGAUGUCAAUCCCUGUUCAACUUUGGGUUUCUGUUCCCACCGCAAACCUAAUGAGUGAAAUUGUGUUCACGUCCCCGCUGUUUACAAACUUGCUCUGUAAUGUACUGUAUACACUUAUUUUUCUCUCUCAUACCUUGUGGCUUUAUGAUGAAACAACCCUCUUUCAUACCACAAAUGAAAACUACAAUCGUAGAUGUUUCAUAUUUGUAUUGUUUUUGGGUUGUUGUUGUUUUUUUUCUUCCAAAACACAGUAAGCUGAAUGCAGAAUCUACAAGCGAAAUGACUUGUUUGUUUACAUGUGCUUAUGAAAUGGGGUUAUUGUCAUAUUUUAUGGUAGUAGCUGUAAGUAUACUUUGAGGUUUGUCUGUUGCAGGAGACUUGUUUUGCACACAAUUUACCAUCAACACAAUAAACUCAACACAUUUAAGAACACCCUUUCAACUAGUACAGUAAUGUACGCGAACGGGACUCAUAUGGCCCCAUUCAUUGCGUUUAUCUGACACAUGAAACGUGACAAAUUUGGAGGGGGAGUAGGGGGGGGUGUACGAUCCACUUCAGACGCCAGAUGGCACCUUAAAAUGUAGAAAUGGGACUCUUAUGGCCCCAUUCAGCGUGUUUACCUGACACGUGAAACAUGACAAAUUGGGGGGGGUGGGGCGGGGUUGCACUAUUCGCUUUAGCCGCCAGACUGCAGUAGAGUGCCGGAUAUCUUAAAAUGUAAGAAAGGGAUUCAUAUGGCCCCAUUCAUUGCGUUUAUCUGACACAUGAAACAUGACAAAAAAAUAUUUUUUUGGGGGGUGCACUAUCCACUUUAGCCGCCAGAUGGUAUCUUAACAUGUAGAAAGGGGAUUAAUAUAGGCCCAUUCAUCGUGUUUACCUGACAAAUUUUGGGGGGGAGCACUAUCCACUUUAGGCGGUAGUGUUGAAUACCCUAAUUUAUUUUGUGGCAAUUCUAACUUUAACCGCAGCGCCAGUUGCUCUGUAGAGUGGCGCUUUCCACCAUUUUCAGCAGACUGCAUUGCAAAAUUAUUAAUCCCCCCCCUCACCUUACUCUCACGUAAGAUCCACCCAGGAAUGAGGCCAUAUGAAUCCCUUCCCUACUGGAUGUCAAAAUAUAGAUAACUGAGGUUAUUUCUUGUUCUUGACCAGGGGUGUCCGAAGUGUGGCACGGGGGCCAAUUGCAGCCGGCACCUCCAAAACAGUAAAAAUGUUACAAAAAAGACAAUGUAAUUUUUAAAAUAAUGUACACUUUGUCAUCUAUGACACAGAGUGUUUACUUUAAAUAUGUAUAAUGUCUGUUUUUAACAUUUUUAUUACAAAUUAAAAUAUCCAAAUUGCCCCCGCAUACUUUGACUUUUCAGUAUGCGGCCUGUGUUGGAAAAAGUUUGAUCAUCCCUGUUCUCGACUUUAAAUUUGACACUAAGUCACUACAAUUCGGUGCAAAUAUCACAAUGGACUAAAGUAUUGGGACACCUGGCCAUUCCAAAACAGGAAAUAGAGACAAGUGGUCAUCAGACAUGGCUUCCAGACUACUAGCCAAUCAGCCAAAAAGCCCUCAUUGUCCAACGCUUCUCUUCACAGGAUGUCCUGAAAGUAGAUUAAGAUUAAGAAUCAGGGUCUUUUGUACAAUAACAAAAAAAAAAUCAGCACAUUGAAACUGUUGUAAAUGUGGACUCUUCUGUUCGGUGCAUGCUGCAUGAGAAAAGCACACAUCUGUAGUACUUGAUUGCAUGGUAUAUUGGCGGUGUAGUCGCCCACUACUGUGUUUUCAUGUGUAAUUAAUAAAAUUUCUAUUUCUCCUGGA